Molecule: messenger RNA, 1710 nt
Organism: Orbilia oligospora ATCC 24927
Lineage: Eukaryota; Fungi; Ascomycota; Orbiliomycetes; Orbiliales; Orbiliaceae
Exons: 8
Coding region: 1-1710 (569 amino acids)
Molecular function (GO): oxidoreductase activity, acting on paired donors, with incorporation or reduction of molecular oxygen; heme binding; iron ion binding
Source: RefSeq, a predicted model, not a curated record
AUGGAUCAACUCCCAGCCGCGUCAUUGGCGCCAGAUAGCCCUCAAGGUUAUGCAAAUCACCUAGCGGGGCUUAUUUACACUCAGACUAUGGAAAUAAUCGAGGGGAAAGCGACGAAUGUGGCUUUACUUUAUCUUAUGAUCCUCCUAAUCCCAAUUUAUGGAGUUUAUGGGGUCUACCAAUAUCGCAAAUCAUACAUUGAUCUCCCUUACGUUGGCAUUCGGCCUGGCCUCUUCGGAUCGUGGAAAGCUGGAUAUUACUACCUUCACAACUCAGCAGAUGUUGUUUGGGAGGGCUAUCAAAAGUAUGCUCGAGAAGGAAGAGCCUUUGUGAUAUCAACACCAAAGAGGUGGUUGGUUUUCCUUACUGAUCCGGACCAAAUCGCUGAACUCGCUAUGGUGGCGGACUCCAAAGUCGGAUUUUAUGAGGCACUCAAUAUGAAAAAUAAACACAAUAGAGUGGCAGAGCCAUCCCUCGGAGAUUAUAUCAACACUUAUCACGUAGACGUAAUCAAAUCGCAAUUAACUCCCCGAAUGGCGAGUAUAUUACCAGAGAUCCGACAAGAAGGGAACGUGGCUUGGAAGGAUACUUUGAAGCUUGGACCGGGCUGGACGAAGGUCGGUAUUUGGGAAGUUGUGAUCCAAGUCGUUUCUAGGUCUGCUAAUCGGUGUUUUGUCGGGCUUCCUCUCUGCCGCAACCAAGAAUUACUUGAUGUAUUCCGGGCCUAUGCUAUCAGGACAAACGAAGUAGUCUAUAUGGUAGACCUGGCUCCCAGAAUGUUCCAACCCCUUCUGGAGUGGGUUCUCUUAAAACGUUUUAGGCUUCCACAACGGGCAAUGAAGAUAUUGAAGCCUGUAUUCGAGGAGCGUAAACGCAUGCGAGAGGAACUCGGGCAAGAACGUUGGGAUGCCGAAAAGCCCAAUGAUUCGAUAACAUGGAUCAUUGACGCUGCGAUGAAAAAGGACGCACACCAACAAACCAAUGAGCAAAUGUCUUGGAGGUUGAUUUGGUUGAAUUUUGCAGCAAUCCAUACGACAUCUAUGUCUACAUUGCAUAUUCUCUACGAUUUGGCUGCUAACCCAGAAUAUAUCGAUCCCCUCCGAGAGGAAAUCAUUGCCACCAUGGAUCAACAUGGCGGCUACACAAAGGAAGCUCUCAACAACAUGUUAAAACUUGAUUCUUGUCUCAGAGAGUCCCAACGUUGGAACUGUGUUGUGUCUAUCGUCAUUUCAAAGCUCACCAUGUCUGACUAUACCUUUAAGUCGGGGAAGGUCCCACUCCAUCUACCAAAGGGCACAUUUGUCACCGCUCCCGCCACCGCCACCCACUUGUCUGAAGAAAUAUACGGCCCCGACGCUCAUAUAUGGAAAGGCUUUCGUUUCUCUGAAAUGCGUGAAAAGAUGACCAACCCGGAAGAAUCUUCGAAGCUUCAAGCCGCUGCUACAAGCAAAGAGUACUUGGCAUUCAGCCAUGGCAAGCAUGCAUGUACAGGCAGGUUCUUCGCUAUUUAUCAGUUGAAAAUGCUUCUUAUAUAUUGUUUGUUACGAUUUGACAUCAGGUUACCAUUGGAUCGCAAUGGAAAGCGACCAGACAAUCGGUAUAUUUUGGGAAGAAGAUCCGCGGAAAUAAACGGGUCAUUGGAGUUCCGUGAGAGGAAAGAAUGGAAUGAACUGAAGACUCGGUGGGGCGAGUUCGACGAAGAGGAGGACUAA